AUGGGUACUUUACCUACUAAAGUUGCUCAUAACUCCCAAGAAUUUUUAAUCCAAAAAAUCCAAAUUCAAAGAAAGAAAAUUGUAAAUCAAAAUCGUAUUAUACAUACCUUACAAGCUCAGCUUCAAAAAAUAGUGGAUGAAAAAGGAGAAAAAGUAUCGGAGGAAUUGGAUCAAAUUGCUCAAAAAGUAGUCAAUGAGGCUAUUUCCAUUUAUAGUCGGGCAGGUCAUUCUGCUUAUGAAACAAUGAAAAGUAUUAUGCGAUUACCUUCGAUAUCUACAAUAAAAAGCUAUAUGAAUGAAAAUCAACAACAUUCAGAAUGGCAAAAUAAAACCGCUUACCAUAUUUUAAAAAAAAUGGCAAUAGAAAAUAUUAAUAAUGAUGGACAAAUUGGAUUCUUUUCUCAUGAUUCCUUUAAAAUACAAAAGGGUUA
Molecule: messenger RNA, 431 nt
Organism: Funneliformis geosporum
Lineage: Eukaryota; Fungi; Glomeromycota; Glomeromycetes; Glomerales; Glomeraceae
Source: the annotation of a GenBank genome assembly